GGCGCAGCGGCUUUGGUGGAGCGAGCCAUCGAAGUUUGGUUCAGGACUUCGGCGUGGAGAGCCGCUUGGGCUCUCCUUGGGGGUUGGCCUUCGACGAGGCAAACCAGCGUCUACUGAUCGCAGACUCCCUGAACAAUGCCAUCCGGAGCCUGGACUUCGAGACGGGCCUCCUGGAGACCGUGGCAGGGACUGGAGAGGAUGGCUUCGCAGACGGCGGGGCUGCCACCGCGCUCUUCAAUCUGCCUACGGGCUUGGCAUUAGAUGCACCGAACGAUAUCCUGUAUGUGGCAGACAUGCGAAAUCAUCGGAUACGCGCUGUAUCCUUGAGUCCCGGUCGGUACUACCAGGCCGAAGAGAACCGAAGCAGCGGCGGCUUCACUUUUGACACCGUCAGGCUUCAUGGUUCGAAGGCUGAGCUUCCUUGUGCCGUUUCGGCCGAGUCUUCCCCACUCAUGCAGGGCAGCACAGGAAGCGGCUACGCCGAGUUUGUUCUUUCUUUCGAGGACCGCAUCGAUUUCAACGUCGAGGCAACCGCUGGAGCCGGAACCUACGAGCUUCGCUUCCGCUAUGCCGAUCGCUACAGCGAGGUCCGCUCCCCCACGCAGCGUCGCCUGCGGCUGCGAGUGAACGGUGUGGUCGUCACACACCACCUUGACUUCCGGCCCUCUGCCCGUGGGGCGGGAAGCAGGAGUCGAUUCUCUUGGCGGAGCAUUUCAACAGCUCUCACUGCCGGCACGAACCUGGUGCAACUCCAGGUGACGGGCAACUGGGGUCCCAGGAUUGACCUACUGUACGUCCUCCCUCCGGUCCCGUCGGUCGUGACCGUGGCGGGCAGUGGGACAAUCGGUUUGCCGAGCCCAGAUGAUUUGGUUGUACCGCAGACGGCUUCCAGCACAUCUUUCGCGGCCCCACAAGGCCUGGCAUUGGAUCAAACUUCGCAGCUGCUUUACAUCGCCGACAGUGAGAACGGCCGUGUGCGUCGGCUCGAUCUCGGCGCAGGGACGAUCAGGACCAUUGCCGGGGGAGCCAUCAACGACGAGCUCACGGACGGCGUGGCCGCCGACUCGGGGAAGCUCUUCCGACCCCGGGGCCUUGCGCUGGACACCUCGAGGGGAUUUCUCUACGUCAGCGACAGCCACCACCGCAAAGUUCGCCGCAUUGAUUUGGGCUCAGCGCCCCUGUCCGGAGGCACGAUCACCACACUCUCCGGUUCCGGAUUCGACGUGGCUGACUUUGAACA
Symbiodinium sp. CCMP2456 is the source of this 1240-nucleotide messenger RNA. The record is from the annotation of a GenBank genome assembly. Lineage: Eukaryota; Dinophyceae; Suessiales; Symbiodiniaceae.